ACCGUUGGAUCGCUUUGCUCACGGCGCUAUCUCUCGAUAAAGUUGUUGUUGCGGCUUCCGCCGCGGGUGGAGGAAGAUGGCGUCGGGUGGUGGUGGCUGCAGCGCUUCGGAGAGACUGCCUCCGCCCUUCCCCGGCCUGGAGCCGGAGUCCGAGGGGGCGGCCGGGGGAUCAGAACCCGAGGCUGGGGACAGCGACACCGAGGGGGAGGACAUUUUCACCGGCGCCGCGGUGGUCAGUAAACAUCAGUCUCCAAAGAUAACUACAUCCCUUCUUCCCAUCAACAAUGGCUCCAAAGAAAAUGGGAUCCAUGAAGAACAAGACCAAGAGCCACAGGAUCUCUUUGCAGAUGCCACAGUGGAGCUAUCCUUGGACAGCACACAAAAUAAUCAGAAGAAGGUGCCAGCCAAAACACUCAUUUCUCUUCCUCCUCAGGAAGCCACAAAUUCUUCGAAGCCCCAGCCAACCUAUGAGGAGCUAGAGGAAGAGGAACAGGAGGAUCAAUUUGAUUUGACAGUCGGUAUAACUGAUCCUGAGAAGAUAGGGGAUGGUAUGAAUGCAUAUGUAGCCUACAAAGUUACAACACAGACAAGCUUACCAUUGUUCAGAAGCAAACAGUUUGCAGUAAAAAGAAGAUUUAGUGACUUUCUGGGUCUUUAUGAGAAGCUUUCCGAGAAGCACUCUCAGAAUGGCUUCAUUGUCCCUCCACCCCCGGAGAAGAGCCUCAUAGGGAUGACAAAAGUGAAAGUUGGGAAGGAAGAUUCUUCUUCUGCAGAAUUUCUUGAAAAACGGAGGGCCGCUUUAGAAAGGUACCUUCAGAGGAUUGUAAAUCAUCCUACCAUGUUACAGGACCCUGACGUCAGAGAGUUCUUGGAAAAAGAAGAGCUGCCACGUGCCGUGGGUACCCAGACAUUGAGUGGUGCUGGUCUCCUCAAGAUGUUCAACAAAGCCACAGAUGCCGUCAGCAAAAUGACCAUCAAGAUGAAUGAAUCAGACAUUUGGUUUGAGGAGAAGCUCCAGGAGGUAGAGUGUGAGGAGCAGCGCUUACGGAAACUGCAUGCUGUUGUAGAGACUCUAGUCAACCAUAGGAAAGAGCUAGCGCUGAACACAGCCCAGUUUGCAAAGAGUCUAGCCAUGCUUGGGAGCUCUGAGGACAACACGGCAUUGUCACGGGCACUCUCCCAGCUGGCUGAGGUGGAAGAAAAAAUUGAGCAGCUCCACCAGGAACAGGCCAACAAUGACUUCUUCCUCCUUGCUGAGCUCCUGAGUGACUACAUUCGCCUCCUGGCCAUAGUCCGCGCUGCCUUCGACCAGCGCAUGAAGACAUGGCAGCGCUGGCAGGAUGCCCAAGCCACACUGCAGAAGAAGCGGGAGGCCGAGGCUCGGCUGCUGUGGGCCAACAAGCCUGAUAAGCUGCAGCAGGCCAAGGACGAGAUCCUCGAGUGGGAGUCUCGGGUGACUCAAUAUGAAAGGGACUUCGAGAGGAUUUCAACAGUGGUCCGAAAAGAAGUGAUACGGUUUGAGAAAGAGAAAUCCAAGGACUUCAAGAACCACGUGAUCAAGUACCUUGAGACACUCCUUUACUCACAGCAGCAGGCUGGGGAGCAGUUGGGAAUCAGGUCUGGAAUACUCCUAACCAAGAAGUUGCCCAGAUUUACAGAAAAGUUGCAGGAAUAUCACAAAGAACUCCUAUGUAUCUUUUAUCCAGAUUUACUGAAUGUUUACAUUUUAUCCCAUUUGCCUUAUCUAUAUUUCAUGUUGCAUUUUCUUAAUCAUUUGAGAAUAAUUUGCACAGAUACCCCAUUAUGCCCAAAACAGUAUGCAUUUCCCUAAGAACAGGACAUUCUCUUCUAAGAGAAGAAGAGAAUUACUUUAAGCAUUAUUCAGUAUUUUUUUAAGGAUUAUUAUCAAAAUCAGGAAGUUUAACAGUGAUUUAAUACUGUUAUCUAACCCAUGAUUCAUAUUUAAAUUUUGCCAUUUAUCCCAAUAAUGUCCGUUGUAGCCAUUCUUUUACCUUGUGCAGGAUCGUGUUACAUUUGUAAACGUGUGUCUCUCAAUACUGCAGAUUCCUCAACUUUCUUUUGUCUUUCAUUACCAUGACAUUUUUGAAGAAUACAGGCUAUUUUGUCGAAUGUUCCUCAGUUUGGAUUUGUGUGAUGGUUCCGCAUGACUAGGUGAGGGUUUUGCAUUCUGGGUGGGAAUAUCGCAGAAGCAGUGUGUCGUCAGUGCGUCGUAAUCAGCAUAUAAUGUCAGUUGGUCCCAUUAAUGUUGUUAACUCUGUUCACCGCUUAGGUUGGUGUCUGCCAGAUUUCAUUUUAAAUUUACGAUUUCCCCUUUGUAAUUUACAAGUAAUUUGUGGGGAGAUACUUUGAGACUGUAUAAGUAUUUUGUUCCUCAUUCACUAGUUACAUAGUAUCAGUUGAUUAGUCUUGUCCCAGUUAUUUCUGUCAUGAUUGACCAACAUGAUUUCCUAACUCCAUAAUGCCUUCUACAUUUAUUGGUUGACAUUCUACAUACAAAGAAAAACAUCCUUUAUCACCAUUUAUUUAUUCACUUGUUUAUCAAUAUGGAUGCAGGGAUUCCUAUUUUACUCAGAGUUGCAAGCCAUUGCUUUGAUUUUAUCUUGAUUCUCAAAUUGUCCCAGAUUUAUAGCAGCCUCUUGUGUGUUUGUAGCUUGCUCCCAUCAUGUUUUGAGUACUUUCUUACCUUCUGGCAUAACAAGAUGUUCCAGGCUCAUCUUGAAUGUUCCCUGCCCUAGCCCUGGAAUCAGCCAUUUCUCCAGGGAGUCUUGGUUCCUUAUAAUGGAGAAUGGUAUUUAUUUAUUUUUAUUUGAUUUGAUUAUUAUUACUAUUUUUGAGACAGAGUCUCGCUCUUGUCGCCCAGGCUGGAUUGCAAUGGCACAAUCUCAGCUCACUGCAACCUCCACCUACCAGGUUCAAGCAAUUCUCCUGCCUCAGCCUUCCAAGUAGCUGGGAUUACAGGUGCCAGCCCCCACACCCAGCUAAUUUUUGCAUUUUUGGUAGAAAUGGGGGUUUUACCAUGUUGGUGAGGCUGGUCUCGAACUCCUGACCUCAGGUAAUCUGCCCACCUCAACCUCCCAAAGUGCUGGGAUUACAGGUGUGAGCCACCAUACCCAGCCAGAGAAUGUUAUUUAGAAACCAAGAUCUGGGUGCCAAAUGUGCUUCUUGUUACUGGAAUGUCAUUGCCUCUAGGCUCUCACCAUACAGUGCAAAGAUAUAGAUAGAUAGAUAGAUAGAUAGAUAGAUAGAUAGAUAGAUAGAUAGAUUGAUUUAUAGAAACAAGAUAGGUUAGAGAUACCUGACAUAAAUAGAUACUCAAAAUCAUGAAUUCACACUGAUGCUUUGAGACCAGCCCUGUAGGUUUAUUCCAGUCUGCCCCCUUUUCCAUGUUGUUAACUCUUUCCUCCAGAGAGACAAAGAUUUCAGGUUGCUUUGUUAAGUUCCAUCUAAUGAUCAUUCUGACAUAAGUCUGUUUUUCUUAUUUCCUUGGAAUGAUGUCUCCUCUGGUUUCAGAACUUCCUCCUCUGCUUCCUGUAUCCUGAGGCUGGCGGGGCCAGUUGUCUUUAGGGCUUGUGCAUUUUUGUAAAGAGCUUGCACGUGUGGAAAUCAAGUAGGCCAGUAGUGGGUUAGGGGUACUGAGCCAGAAGCCUCUACUAGGAAUAACAGGAGCACAAAGGAAGAAGGUGGUAUUCCAGCUGGGGACCCAGGAGGGAGGACUUUGUGGAGAACCUGAUGCUUGAACUGAGUCUAAAAGGUGUAAAAGUGUUUGUUGCUUCUGCCUCCCUGUCUGUCUGGCAGGGUGAGGUAGGCGCAUCUAGGGAAAUGUCAAGUGGCUUGGUGUGGGGUAAAGUCAGUGAGGCCCAUGGAGAAAAACGAGCAGGAGCCACAUCACAUGGGUGUCUGAUAGGACCUGGGAGGCACUUUCCACAUUACCAUUGUCGCUUCGUGAUCUGGACACACCAGAAGGCGUGAGACUGGAGGCAGGAAGAGCAGCCAGGCUCAUCCCUACCCUCAGGAGAGCUGAAAAGGGCAGGUAUGGUGGGGCCAGAGCUCAGGAGAGUUUCGGAACCACUGAGAUCGGUCCUUGAUUUGAUGAGAGGCCUGAGGGGAGAGGGAGGUAGCUAGGAUGCCCCGCAAGCUUCUGGCCCAGACACUGGGCAGACAAUGAAGCCCUUUGUAACACAUGAGGCAAUAGGUUUGGGGCAGAUGGGAGGGGAAGCAGUGGUGGGGGCAGUGAGUGCUGAAGGUGUUUUAAGAAGCGGCUCUGGGCCAGGCACAGUGGCUUAUGCCUGUAUUCCUAGCAUUCUGGGAGGCCGAGGUGGGAGGAUCACUUGAGCCCAAGAAUUUGAGACCAGCCUGGGGAAUAUAGUGAGACCCUGUCCCUACAAAAAUAAAAACAACUAGCUGGGUGUGUGGUGGUGCAUGCCUGUAGCCCCAGCUACGCGGGAACAUCACCUGAGCCCAGGAGGUUGAGGUUGCAGUGAGCUACAGUUGCGCCACUGCACUCCAGCCUAGGUGACAGAGCAAGAUCUUGUCUCAAAAAAAAAGCAGCUCUGGAUGGGAAGGGAGGCCAGUUGCUUUAAGUAGGGGAGAUAGAGUUAAAGGAGGCUUUGUUUUAUUUAAAGGUGGGACAAACUUAAGCAUGUUAAUAAAAUUCAGAGAAGAGAAAGAGAAUGACUAUCAGAGCCAUGUUUGGAAGAAAAUGGGGUCCCGAGCACAGGAAGGGGACCUGUGUUCAGAGGGUGCCUCACUGCUGAGGCCACAGGAAAGAAUCUGUAG
Molecule: messenger RNA, 4797 nt
Organism: Pan troglodytes (chimpanzee)
Lineage: Eukaryota; Metazoa; Chordata; Mammalia; Primates; Hominidae
Gene: SNX1
Product: sorting nexin 1
Exons: 16
Coding region: 77-1831 (584 amino acids)
Biological process (GO): intracellular protein transport; early endosome to Golgi transport
Cellular component (GO): endosome; endosome membrane
Molecular function (GO): phosphatidylinositol binding
Source: RefSeq, a predicted model, not a curated record